GGGAAAUAGUCUGCGGCAUCCUUGGGCAAAGUUGCGUUACCAGGAUUCCUUAUUUGAAACCAUGGUCGCGAAUCUUACUGGGAUUGGUGUUGAGUGCACGCUGCUGGGCAGAACUUAAUUUCAGCCAGGGCUCGACAAAGUUUGAGAUCCAAACCACUCAAGGAAUUUCUCCACUUGAUACCCUUUCUAGUUGGCAGACCAGUUAUUGGAAGCUUCAGCAGAAGCCUACAUAAACUCCAAAUCCAAACAAAGAAUGAGGAGAAAAAUAGCAGCAAAGCGGAAUAUGGUGGCCCAGUACUUUCCGUGUCAGACACCAUUUGAACAACGAGUGCAACCAUUGGUGAAAAUGGAAAAAGAACCAGACCCAGCAGGCUCUGAUUCGUUAGGAAUGUCAGAAGGCUCUGUAAAAACAUAUCGUAUUGUACCAGUAGGAACAGGAGGAGGAGGUAUCCGGCUAGUAACACCACAGCAAACCAGGAAUGAACGACUAGAAGCACCUCAACGCUGGGAAAUCCAAGGGCAAGAAUUGCCAACUCCAGAACUUACCCCAGUCCAAUCACCUGCAUGGAGGAAUCUUCAAGUACCAGAACUCACCUUAACAGAAGAUAUUGAGACCUACUUGACUACUUUUGAAGAUGUGGCUGAGGCCUGCAAAUGGCCUCGGGAACAGUGGGUGACCCGGUUAGUGCCAGCCCUCAAUGGAGCUGCCCUCCAGGCCUACAACAGCUUGGAUCCCAGAGAAAGUGGAGAUUAUGGAAAGGUAAAAGCUGCAAUCUUACGAGAAGAUGCUGUCAGUCUGGAGAGGCAGAGGCAGCAUUUCAGGCAUUUCCGUUACCAGGAGGCUGAAGGGCCCCGUGAUGUGUGUUCUCGGCUGCGAGGGCUCUGCCAUCGCUGGCUGGAGCCAGACAGCCGCACUAAGGAACAAAUUGUAGAAUUGUUGAUCCUAGAGCAGUUUCUGACUAUCUUGCCCGAGGAAAUGCAGGAAUGGGUUCAAGAAUAUCGUCCAAAGACCUGCAUUCAGGCAGUAACCUUGGCAGAACAUUUUCUUCUGAAGCAGCAAGACAAUGAGAGAUGGGAUCAACAGGUGCUAGGGCCAUAUAUGAUUGAGGAGUCUGUGAAUUUACCAGAAAGUGAGCAAGUGGUCUCAGAUACCCAGCAGGUUCUGUGCAGAGAAAAUAAGGAAGAGCUGAAUGAGCAUGCCUCCUCAGUAGCAGGUGAUGAAAUCCAGACUAAAAAUGAAGAAGAGUAUCCGUUACAGGAAAGUUCAAAAAGACAGAGAAGUCGCUUUCUUCCCAAUUUGCAAGCGGCUGCCUUUGCUCACCAGAUACCCAACAGUCAGCUAGCUUCAAAAAAACAGCCCUUGCACAAACAAGAGGCACUUUUCCCUUGCCCUGAAUGUGGGAAGAACUUCUCACGUAAAUCUACCCUCACUAGACACCGGAGAGUACAUACAGGGGUCAAGCCCCAUCAGUGCACUGAAUGUGGGAAAAGAUUCUUGCACAAAUUCAACCUGGUGAACCACAUGAGGACCCAUAUGCGAGAAGAAUCAAGCCGUUGUUCAUUGUGUGGAAAAAAUGCAAAACGGAAUUCAGGGCAAGGGAGCCAAGAGCGAAAGGCCGGGUAUUGUGAAUGCACAGGCAGUUUGGAACCACAGUACAGUGUGGAGCAAACAACGCAGGACAUGGGCGAAUCCUUUAACUGACUUGAAUCCUAGGGAGAAACACAGUAUAGCUGACUUGAAUGUGCAAAUAAUUUUUUAAGAAAUAAUUCUAAAUCAGGGAAAUGUUCUGUGCCCUGGAGUCUUCUAGAAGCCAGAACCACUUUCUGAUGACAAGGCAGUUAUCCUAAAUAUUGAUCAAAGCAAAAAUGCCUUCAGUAGCUCAGUUCACCUGUUUGAAUGUUUUGUUAUUUGUUAAUUUCUAAAAUCAUCCAGGGGAAGGGAAGGGAGAAGAGCAGCAAAGUUCUAACGUUCAAUGAUAAUAGAAAUAUUUUCUUCUUGAUACCACAGUCAGAAGAAAGCUAGACAAUCACACAGCAAAAGCUAGUGGAAAUUCACCCUCCUCAGAAAUCAAAAUGUGAUUGACCAUAGAAAUGUGCAAAAUGCUUCAAUGUCAGUACACUUUGAUACCUGAAUAUACCGAAAGCUGUCUGAUCUUUAAAUGAGUUUCAAGAUUGGACCUCCUUUUGUAUUCUCAGAAGAGAUGCUCUCACGUCAAAAUGGAACAUUUCAAGGAUGGAAUGGUCCGAUCUCAAAAUGUUUUGCACACUCAAUUGAAGGGCCUAUAUUUCAAUGAACUGCUCAGAUAGCUGAGGCUCUGCAACUGGAUACAGAAUGUCUUUAGUAAAUAUCAAUUUUACAAAUGUCCUUAAACAAUAAAAAAAUAAAUCUCGCUUUCAGGUUGAUCAGUCAUGUUCUUAAGUGCAAAAAUGUCUUUAAUUGAUUAUGCAUAAAAAUCAUAUGGAUGGAAGCUUAUCCAGUCAUAUAUUAGCUAAUGAAUGAUGGAUGAGAUUUUUUACAAAUUUGGGGAAAUUUCUAGGUAAUGUGUAAUGGAAUGUCACCUUAAAGGCCUUCAAUCUAGUGCCUCUUUCGUGGAGAUCUUGAAAAUUGUGUAUUUGAAACUGUGAUAGAGGUGUUGAUCUGUCAAUUUUGUGUGUGUGUUGUUGUUUUUACCUCAAUAAGGGAUGGUAAAAUUCACAAUAAUAUUUACGGUUCAUUGGAACUUUUCUAUUAGACCUUUUUGUCCUAGGAUGUUUGUUUUCCUGAAAAUAGAAUUGUUUUCCAAAAAUAAUCACCAGAGUCAAGAUACAACCUAGAGAAUGACUUGGCUUAGCAGACACCCUGGUCAGAAAUACAAGGAAUUUGAUUUAACUCAUCUGAAUUAGCUCUCUUGGAAAAGUUGGCCUCAUUUCCAAGGAAAUUUACAGUUUGUGUUUGUCAGACAAUAGUUCUCAGCAGCACAUGACAAACUUUUGAAAUGGUGACUUUAAAAACUGAUGUGGCUAAGAAUGGAAGAAUCUUGUGUUUUGAAGAUGGGACAAAAAUCCAAUUGAGUGUACUGCAAGUAGAAGUUUUUUAAUUUCAUCAUCUAGUUCUUUGUAAAUUCCUGUCAAGCACAUCGUAAGUAUUUCAGGGUCUUCUAACACUACCAAUUUUAAUCCCUUUAACACUGUUGACGUACCAAAACUGCAUGUUUGGAAUUUUGCAAUGGUUAUAGCUGCACAUGUAAAUGUUAGUUUUUUUAAGAGAAAAAAAUGUUUUUGUAAUUUUUUUAUUAAAGCUUUAUUUUUUUCUAGUUUGCACAUUAAAAGAAGUUUAAUGUUGAAAU
Molecule: messenger RNA, 3326 nt
Organism: Notechis scutatus (mainland tiger snake)
Lineage: Eukaryota; Metazoa; Chordata; Lepidosauria; Squamata; Elapidae
Source: RefSeq, a predicted model, not a curated record